AUGGAGCAGAUUAGUUUUAUCGCUUUUAUGAUCUCUCUCUGUUUUUUCUCUGCGGAUGGCACAUACUGGGACUCGGUUUAUCACUAUCAGCAAAGGCCAAGACCUGAUCCUGCAUCUAUUAUACAAGCCAACAAUGAGAUUGUAGUACAACGUGGAUGUUCAGUGAUGGUGGACCCCUUGAACCACCUUGUUACAAGGCUUCAGCCUAGGGAUCGCUGCUAUUUCACAGUCCUGGACCAUGAACCACUAGCAAAGAGAUACGGGACACUCUCCCCUAAGAAAUUCCCAUGUUCCUUCAGGAAAGGAGAAGUGGAAUAUUUGCAUUUUGGCUCUCAGAGCGGUGGAACGGACUGUGUCAGGCUCCAGCUGAGGUACGACACUCAAACGGACACUGUUGUUCUCCCUCUCACCUUGCGAGUCCUUGUGAUCCCAAAUGAACAAAAGCUGGUGACGCUAAAUCAACCCUUAGUAGUGGAUAAACGGAAUGGCUAUAGUAAUCUGAUUAAUUCUCAAGCGCUUGAAAUCAGUCAAGGUGCCUCAAAAUGCAUGCUUACACCCCUUAUAGGGACAGGUGGAUACCCGAGGUAUGGCUCACUUCUGAAUUACUUUCCUAGCUCACAACCAGUUGAUUGUAAUGCUUUCCUAAACCUUGGCGUGCGCUAUAAACUCAACUCUAUUACAGGGUCACCGAAAAUAGAUUAUGUACCUUUCAGGGUGGAAAAGCUUGACAGACAGGACAGGAAGCUACGGCAAGAGCACUUUCAGCUCAAAGUGGUCAUUGAUGGUACAACAAUAAACAGCGCCCCAAAGCCAAGCUUCAUCUCACUGAUGAUGAUGGAAGUUAGUCAGUUUGUAAUGACCGCCAUUACCAAUGAUAUGCUAGCAGCCGAGGACCUAGAUUCUGACCCAGAUGCUCUGAUUUUCAAUGUGGUCUCUCCUCCGGAACAAGGUAUUAUUAUUAGUACAGACAAUCCGAGCCAGCCUGUUAGCUCUUUUUACCAGAGGGACCUAAGGGAUCUUAAAAUUGCUUUCAAGCCUCCAGCAGAGGACUCAGAUUCAGAGAGAAUUCUCCAUGCUGAGUUUGUGCUUGUUGAUCAAGAAGGUUCCACUUCAGAACACUUCUCUUUUAUGAUUGUGGUGAAGCCCAUGAAUACACUAGCUCCACUUGUGACAUUGAAUGCUGGUCAGCUUCUGUUUGAGGGCCAAUCCAGACCACUAUCAAGCAGACUGAACCUGCGCAUUAGCGAUGAAGACAACCUUGCAGAUGUCAGGAUAUCUGUCGCGCAUGGUUUGCGAUAUGGAAGACUCACGGUUCUUGGUUCACAGCGGAAAUUUUUCACUCCAGAUGAUUUAGAUACUGGCGUGGUUGUGUAUGAGCAUGACGGUAGUGAGACUUGCAGUGACAACAUUGUUUUCCGCAUGACAGAUGGGAAGAAUGAAGUUGAGUUCUUGUUCCCAGUGACUAUAGUCCCACAAGAUGAUGAGCCUCCAGUGGUUAAUGUUAACACUGGGCUGGUUGUUGUAAAAGGAGAGGUGAAACAGAUUUUACCAGUGGUUCUGAGUGCAACAGAUGUGGACUCUGAAGACAAACACCUGAAAUUCACCUUAGUUCCUCCGUACUCCUCACUGGGGCAAGUACUUCUAAGACAAACUCAAAGUCCUGCAGACAUUUCUUCUUGGAGAUUCAGUGAAACUGACCGUGUGUUUGAGAGAGCGACAGUUGAGUGGUACCUCAGUGACAUUGUAGAGGGAAAGCUCUUUUAUCGACACAUUGGACCAGCCCUGACAUCCACAAUUACAGACCAGUUUACCUUCCGAGUGCAAGAUGACAACGAACCCCCAAACCAAUCAGGAGAGCAUAUCUUCUACAUCAAGGUCAAUCCCAUUGAUGAUCUGGCUCCAGAGCUGUUUCCAGGAACCACCUUAAAAGUCACUGUUCGGGAAUACGAAACAACUAUCCUCAACAAGAACAUGCUGCACUUCACUGACCUCGUGUCUGUUGACAAGGACCUCCGAUAUAUUAUCAUCUUUCCUACUAUAAACCAAGACUUAAAUAAUCCUACAUUACUAGGUCACUUUGUUUUGACAGACAGCCCAAAUACCAUAAUUACAGAAUUUACACAAGCACAAAUAAACUAUGGCAAAGUGUCUUAUAAGCCACCCAAUCAGGAAAUUGGACUUAUACCAAGAGAGAUACAAUUCACCUUUACAGUUAAAGAUGCUGCUGGAAACUUGGCCAAUGGCCACUUCACCAUCUUGCUCCAGCCUGUGAACAAUAAACCCCCACAAAUCACAAACACUGGGUUUACUGUGGUGAGUAAGAGCAACUAUAUCAUUACCAAAGAUGUACUUGAUGUUACAGACCAGGAUACAGUUUCUGAGAAUAUUACAUUUACAGUGACUCAGCUACCAAACAGUGGAGUGCUUAAAUGCUUGGGAAAUGUUCUCACAGUUGGGAAAAUCUUUAAGAUCGGAGAUUUAGAGAGAGGUCUGCUUGUUUAUGUGCACAAUGGAGGUGGUGAAUCGCUACAUGAUAACUUUAAGGUGGAUGUUAGCGAUGGCUUCCACAAUGUACCUAUCACUGUUAAAGUCAACAUAAGUCCUGUCAACGCUGUUAUCCCAGUGGUCACUCUACAUCCAGGAACAUUAGACAUAACCAUGGAGGUACCUGAGAAUGGCAAAGCUAAAAUUAAAUAUAACAGAACUGAAGACAACAGGCAAAACACUGAUGGUGUUACUCUCACAGUGGAACCCAUCCCAAGAUUUGGGGUGAUCCAGGUAAAUGGGAUACUGUCAAGCAUAUUUACACUCAAAAACUUGAUAAAUGGUACAGUAACCUAUGUACAUACUGCUGGGGAGGUGGGACCAGCCAUGAAGCAGGACUCUUUUAGUCUUAACAUCUCUGGAAAGUGGAUUGUGAAUGGCAGCAUAAUUCAAAAGGUCACGGUUCAUGUUUCAGUCCUUCCGGUGGACAACAGUCCUCCAGUCAUCCAUGUCGGGGAGCAGUUCACUGUGGAAGAAGGAGGUAAAAAUAUCAUUCGAGUGGACAAUAUACAAGCUAGGGACCUGGAUACGAUAGUUGAUGAGAUACUGUGCACUAUCCUGGUACAACCAUCUUUUGGCUUCAUUGAAAAUGUGUCUCCUGCCCCUGGUUAUGAGAAGUCAAGAUCUGGUAUUGCAGUUACUGCAUUCAGUAUUAAAAAUGUUCAACUUGGACAUAUUUACUAUAUUCAGAGUGUUCACAGAGGAACCGAGCCAGUUGAGGAUAGGUUUACCUUUCAGUGCACAGAUGGGAUUAACUUGUCUGACCGACACAUUUUCCCAAUUGUUAUUAUCCCAACAAAUGAUGAAGAACCUGUCAUAUUCUCCAGGGAGUUUGUGGUAAUGGAGGGUAUGAGUUUGGCAAUUGACAUUCCCAUUCUUAAUGUGCAAGACCUUGACGUUCCAAAAAAUAGCCUGCAAUUUGAGAUCAUUACCAGUCCAAAGCAUGGGAGGAUUGUCCAGCAUCUACCAACUAGAACAGAGGUGAUUGUUAACUUCACGCUGGAACAAAUCCAGACAGUUUCAACAAUCAUGUAUGAGCAUGAUGGCUCGGAGACAACGAACGACACUUUCACUGUUCGACUCACUGAUGGGAAAUAUGUAGUUGAAAAGCAAAUCGUGGUUUUAAUUCUUCCUGUGGAUGACGAGACCCCAAGGUUAUCUGUGAACAAUGGACUGGAGGUUGAGAUUGGAGAGACUAAAAUAAUUACAAACAGAUCUCUCAAGGCUACAGACCUCGACUCACUGGACUCAAAUCUCACUUUUAUCAUUAGACAAGGUCCAGCUCAGGGCCUCUUGCAGCACCUCGGCAAAUCCCAGAACACAGUUUUCAAUUUGACCAUUGGAAUGAACUUCACACAGGAUGAUGUUGAUAAAGCACUCAUUCAGUAUGUUCACACAGGGCAAGGAGGCAUUCGAGACCUCAUAAAAUUUGAUGUCACUGAUGGCAUUAACCCACUAGUGGACAGAUACUUCUACAUCACUGUCAGCGCAAUGGAUAAGGCGUACCCAGUGGUGAUUAACAAAGGUGUGGCACUACCAGAAGGAGGGUCCGUGAUCCUGACAACAGAUAUCCUCAGUACAUCAGACAUCAACAGUCCUGACGAACGCCUGCGCUUCACCAUUACACGCCCUCCAUCCCGAGGACGUCUUGAGUGCACAGACUACCCUGGUGUUCUUAUCUCUUCCUUCACCCAACUCCAGCUAGCUGGGAGUAAGAUCUGCUACGUUCACACCUCUCUAGAGGAAGCGCGUUUGGAUAGCUUUGAAUUCCAGGUCACAGAUGGUUGGAACGUGGUGUUCCGAACGUUCCGUGUAUCGAUCACAGACAUGGAUAAUAAGUUACCUGUUCUGAGCAUUCAUACACUUAUCUUGGGGCAAGGAAAAGAACGAUUGAUCACACCUUUUGAGCUCAGUGUGGAGGAUCAGGACACGGCCGAUCACCUUCUGCAUUUCAUUAUCACACAAGGCCCUGUACAUGGUAAAAUACUCUACAACAGCACACGCUUUGUUACUACCUUCACCAAAGAGGACCUCUGUAAGAACCUCAUUACGUACAAGCAUGAUGGAACAAACCAUGGUGAUGACUCUAUCAUGUUCACAGUCACUGAUGGAACCAACUCAGGGUUUUAUGUGUUCCCUAAAACUGAACGUGAAACCAUACAGCCUCAGGUUCUGAAGAUCCAGGUCCUUUUUGAGGAUCAAGGGACUCCAAGACUUGUAGUUAACCGUCCAGCUUUGUCUCUUACUGUGCUGAAUACCGGACAGCUCGGCUUCAGGUUCACCAGUAAAGUGCUCAAAACUGUUGAAAGGAGGCAAGGGAAGGACGUUCAGAGUGUGGAUCUAAUAUACAGGUUGACAGAACCUCUGAAAUAUGGCUUCAUCAGACACACUGAGCUGAAUAACACCAGUACAUUCACUCAAGGUGAUAUCAAUGAUAUGAAGAUCUAUUACAUCCUUCUUGAUGGAGUCAAUGUCACCACUGACGGUUUCUCCUUUACUGUGGAGGACAAGGAGGGAAAACGUCUGCGUCCACAGCCAUUCCUGCUCCACUGGUGCUGGGUGUCCAUUGAGAAGAAGGUUUACCGUGUGGAAGAGGAGAGGCAGCUGCUGGAGGUCACUCUGAAGCGCAGAGGAUACCUGGGAGAAACCUCAUUUGUUACGAUCAGUACAGUAGAUGGCACUGCUGUACUCGGUCAGGAUUUCCAUGGCAACGCCCAGCGUCAGGUCCAGUUUAACCCAGGCCAGACCCGGGCCAGUUGGAGGCUGCGUAUCCUGGAUGACCAGUUGUAUGAAUCAUCAGAGAGUUUCCAGAUUGUUCUCUCUGAGCCUGUUCUGACUUUACUGGAGCAGCCGAGUGCCGCAACUGUAGAGAUCAUCGACCCACAAGACGAGUGUGCAGUAUUUUUCUCUCAGUCUGAGCUGAAGGUGGAGGAGGAUGUGGGAGAGCUGCUGAUUCCAGUUCAACGCCGAGGAGACGUCAGCCAGGAGCUCAUGGUUACCUGCUACACCCAGCAAGGCAGCGCGAGAGGCACCAGCCUAGGCUCUGUCCUCUCCUUCUCCGAUUAUAUCUCUCGCCCUAAGGGCCGCUUCAGCGUCCUGACGUUCCACAGAGGAGAGAGAGAGAAACUGUGUCGCGUCCUCAUCAUCGAUGACUCACUGUAUGAAGGCCAGGAGAGUUUUAACGUCACGCUGGACCAGCCUAUGGGCGGACGAGUGAGGGGAGAGCAUCAGAGCGUCCGCAUCAUCAUUCUGCCUCACGCUGAUGAUGAGCCGUCUGUGUCCUUCAGUGAAGGUGUGUAUGCAGUGGAGGAGAGUGCAGGUUCAGUGGAGGUUCAGGUCUGCAGGAGUGGAUCUGAUCUCUCUCAGCCAGCUUCAGUCACUCUGACGUCAGCCUCAACACAGCCUCCAUCUGCUCUGGCUGGCGUGGACUAUGUGGCUGUCGGUCGCAGUGUUGACUUUGUGCCUGGCAUAUCCAUGGUAAAAGUGAAGGUCUUCAUCCUGGAUGACGCUGGCAGUCCUGUGCUGGAAGGGGCGGAGCAGUUUCAGCUGGUUUUAAGUAUGCCCAUGAAUGCCACUCUGGGACAACCAGUCAGAGCCACCGUCACCAUUGGUGACUCUCAGAGUGACGGCCCGUCUCUGCAGUUUGCCCUCUCGGAGUACAGGGUGGAUGAGUCAGAUGGUCGUGUUGUUGCCAUGGUGAUCAGAUCUGGCGACCUCACCCAAAGGUCACAGGUCAGGUGUUACACACGCCAAAUCUCCGCCCAGGCCAUGAUGGACUAUGAGGAGAGACCCGACACCGACCUGUCAAUCAUUACCUUUCAGCCAGGCGAGCGAGAGCAGAGAUGUGAGGUCACUCUAGUGGACGACUCGGAGUACGAGGAAGAGGAGGAGUUCCGUCUGGUUCUUGGGAUCCCCAGUAGCCAAUCAGCAGUGGAGAUUUCACUGGGGAAACAGAAGGAGACCAUAGUGAAGAUUUCGGAUCUCAGAGACAAGCCUGUUAUCCGGUUCUCCGAGACACGCUUCACCGUGAAAGAACCGAAGAGCCCUGGGGAGAUGGGGACUGUGCACAUUUCAGUACAGCGUCUGGGAGACUCUUCCCGAACCUCCACUGUGAGAGUUCACACUCGGGACGGAUCCGCCACGGCUGGAGACGACUACACUCCGGUCUCUGUGGAGCUGCAGUUUUCUGAGGGUCAGACGCUGCAUGUCGUAGAGGUGUACGUGCUGUAUGACACAGAGAGGGAAACCAGAGAGACUUUCACUGUUCACCUCCGGCCCGACGACAACAUGGUGGCUGAUGUACAGAACACUAAAGUGAUGGUGUAUAUAGAUGAGGGUGGUCCUGUGGGGGGUCUGACGUUUCCCGCUCCUCCUGAGAUCAUGAGUCUCCUGGAGUUUGAGACUGACCCUAAUCCACACACAGUCCAUAUACACGCGGACCACCGACCACACCCACCUGCUGGAUACCCGCUCGUCUGUCUGACUGCAUGUGACCGGCGUCACUCUCAGUUCUCAGCUCUGGAGGCCAUAUGUGUGUCCGAGGGGCUUAACAGCUCUGUUUCUGAGUUCCGCUGGUUUGUGGGCGGGGCUGAGGCAGAUGUGGGGCGGAGUCUGAAGGAGCUGGAGCAAGGUGUGUUCAUGGCUCCGGUGCGGGACAGGCUGCUGGACGCAGUGUAUUUCGGCUCUGGGUGGAGGGUGCAGUGUGCUGUGAGAGCUGUGGGUCUGAGUGGUCAGAGAGGACUGGAGCAAUACAGCACCGUAAUACACAUCAGCACAGAGGACGGCAUGUGUCAGUCACACACUCCCGGCGUGGUGGGCGCGGAACCUUUUUCUGCUAAAAUCCGCUACACUGGCUCUGAGGACCCCUCACACCUUCACCUCAUCUCCCUCACCGUCAGCAUGCCUCACACAGAUGGCCUCCUGCCGCUGAUCUCCACACGGCCGCUCUCCUGGUCAGUAGCUCUGAGCGCUGACCCGUCCCGAGUGGGGAUCCACCGCUGCUCUAAUCUGCUCCAGCGCUCGGAGGUCACCACCCGCUACGGGUUUAUCUCCAACAACUCCACACGCGCACCCUCUCACGCACACAGCAGCGGCCUGUGGAGCCCCAGCACACACCGGUUCUAUAGCAACCUGGACCUGGAGGCCUGCAUGUGGACAUUCCACGCUUAUUACGACAUGUCGGAGCUGCUCAGUGAUUGCGGAGGCUCCAUCACCACAGACAGAGAGGUGGAGCACGCACAUCUGGUGCAGUCGUUUGUUUCUCUGCGGCUGCCGCUCUUCGUAUCCUACCUGUUCAGUGGCCCGUCUGGCUGGAUGACCUUUGAUCUUCACACUGAGAUGAAGCUGACUUUUGUCUAUGACACGUCCAUCCUGUGGCACCAAGGCAUCACCAGCCCCCCCGACACCGAGCUACGGGGCUCUCUGUACCCCACUAGUAUGAGAAUAAAUGAAGAAGGCCGUCUGGUGGUCACUUUCAGAACAGAAGCUGGUUUCCGGGGACUGUUUAUUCUGUCGCACCCAGGUUCCUCUGUGCAGUCGGUGGUAAAGUGUGUGGAUCACCCUGUGCUGUCCUUCUCUCUGUCUCUGCUCAGCACUGACUCCACCUUCAACCAGCCCACGCAGACAUGGAGCUUCACCUCUCAGCACUCAGUGCGCGAUUAUUCAGGCUCUUACAGUGUGAGUAUGGUCCCCUGCGUGGCUCCGCCCACUGUGGCCUACACCAACCCACCUGUCUGUCAUCCCCAACAACCAAUCACCUUCAGCCUGGAUGUCCGUUUCCAGCAGGUGAGCGACGCAGUGCCGGCUGAGUUCACCCUGAACACUCGGCUGUAUCUGAUGGCUAAGAAGGAGCUGUGGCUGUCUGAUGGCUCCAUGGGCUUCGGAGAAGGAGCUGACGUUGUCUUCUCAGAGGGUUCUCAGAUAUUCAGCCGUGUGAUGGUGGACCCAGUGCUGAACCUCGGCUCCUCCUUCCUGUGCCGGGUUCAGAAGGUGUUCCUGUGUGCAGGCGCGGAUGGAUAUGUGCCUAAAUACCAGCCGGAUAAGGGAGAGUUGGGCUGCCUGGCCGACUCCGCCGCCCUUACAUACAGAUUUAAAAUACUGGAUAAGUCUUCUCCACACACUCAGGACCUGGUGUUUGGUGGUGUGCCGUUUGCUGCUCAGUUGGCUGAAGACACUCCAGGGGCGGAGCCUCUUGUUAAACAGGCCGGCUCAGAUGGCUUCAGCCUAUCAUCUGCCCCUCUUUUCCAGGCGGCUGCUGGUCGGCAGUGGUACAUCCAUGUAGUUUACACUGUCCGCUCAAGCAAGAGGAACGACCGUCACACCAGGAGUCUUAACUCUAAGGACCAGUAUCACCACAGUGUAGCACCGUCCACCUUUAACAAUACUCAGCUCAGGACCGGCUCUCUCAGACGCAGAGCAGCCGACGAGACCAAAGACGAGCUGAUAGGGCAACAGAGCGGCCGUGGCACCAACCUCCAGCCCAUCAGCCUUCAGAGGGCUCCAAGUGCUCUGCAGGUCCCCAGUAGAGAGGAAGCAGGUCUGGAUCGGCCAGCAGGCGGAGCCUCUCUGGGGGAUUCAGAGGAAACUGUAUCAUCGUUCCAGAUGGCUGCGUUCGCUGUAGCUGUUGUGGUUUGUCUGAUUGGAGUUACAGCGUUUGUGUGGAUCUCCAGACGGCGCAGGACAGAAACCACAAAGAAACACACACACGCAGUUCAAACACGCCACACACACUCUUACGGACCCCACACACACUCUGGAAGCUGGGAGAGGCGGAGAGACACUGAGGAUUCUGGGAACUCUGAAGUUUGACAGCUACUCUGCAUUAGCAUGGAUCUGUCUGAGUUGCUAUGCUAAAUAUGUGGUGAUUUGGAGCCAAAGACACUGAAUGACCGAUUCACUUAAAGGAAUAGCUGGACAAAUCAUGCUAACACAGCUAACAACGAUGGGAAGCUGGUAGUAACACCAGUUAGCAUAAUGUCAUUGAUAUAAUGGUCAUUGCUGGUUGCACGACUGCAUUCACUUUUAGCAACAUUAGCAUUUUUGAUUGAACGAUUCCUGUAAUAAUAAUAAUAAUAAUAAUAAUAAUAAUCAUCAUCAUCAUAAUCAUAAGCUUUAAAUAGCACCUUUCCCUUUCCUGCCACUUUAUGAUGUAAUGAACAGUCAUUGAGUGGUAGAUACAUUACAGGCCAGAAAAGGAGGCCUUCAUGUAAUAUAGUGGCUGCUGCGAAGGUGAAAGUUAGACAGUAUUUGAUAAAUUAAAGGGGAUUUCAUUAACCAUAGAGAAAUAAACUGACUCAGAUCAUAGUAACCAGAGGACACCAUGUCUACAACACACAUUUAUAGUCACUUUAUUUA
Colossoma macropomum (tambaqui) is the source of this 9897-nucleotide messenger RNA. RefSeq names its product FRAS1-related extracellular matrix protein 2-like. The transcript is spliced from 24 exons. Bases 1 to 9351 code for a protein of 3116 amino acids. Gene Ontology annotation, biological process: cell communication. NCBI's taxonomy places the organism in Eukaryota, Metazoa, Chordata, Actinopteri, Characiformes, Serrasalmidae. The record is from RefSeq and is a predicted model, not a curated record. Gene Ontology annotation, cellular component: membrane.